Micropterus salmoides (largemouth bass) is the source of this 1976-nucleotide messenger RNA. RefSeq names its product mucin-2-like. The coding region runs from base 114 to 1946 and encodes 610 amino acids. The transcript has a single exon. Lineage: Eukaryota; Metazoa; Chordata; Actinopteri; Centrarchiformes; Centrarchidae. The record is from RefSeq and is a predicted model, not a curated record.
CUGGCCAAGUUGUUACUUGUGAUCUGAAAAAUGGUUUAACAUGUCAACAAAAGGACCAGAUAAGUCCUCCACUGAAGUGCUUUAACUAUAGGAUCAGAGUACAAUGUUGUAAAAUGGUAGAUGAACCAUGUACAACUACUCCCGUCACUACUAAACCUAGUACUACAACUGAAGUUCCAACUACAACCACAGAAUCUACAACACCGGUUCCAACCACAACAACAUCUAAAUCUACAACUCCAACUGAACCUACUACUACAACUGAAGUGAUAACUACAACCACAAGAUCGACAACACCACUAACUAAACCUACUGCUACAACUGAAGCGACAACGAUAACAACACCAAAGACUACAACAACCCCAACUGAAUCUACUGCUACAACUGAAGCGCCAACUACAUCCACAAUGUCUACAACACCACCUACUAAACCUACAACAACACCAACUGAACCUACUACUACAACUGAAGUGCCAACUACAACCACAAUGUCCACAACACCACAUACUGUACCUACAACAACAACUGAAGUUCCAACUACAACCACAGAAUCUACAACACCAGUUCCAACCACAACAACAUCUAAAUCUACAACACCAACUGAACCUACUACUACUACUGAAGCGACAACUACAACAACACCAAAGACUACAACAACUCCAAUUGAAUCUACUGCUACAACUGAAUUGCCAACAACAUCCACAAUGUCUACAACACCACCUACUAAACCUACAACAACACCAACUAAACCUACUGCUACAACUGAAGCGACAACUACAACCACAGAAUCUACAACAACACCAGUCACAGUAUCUACGACUCCUUCAACAACUACUCCUGCUCCCUGUAAUACUAAAAUGAAUAGAUGUGAGUGGUCAGAGUGGUAUGAUGUGUAUGACCCAAAAAAUGACAACAGUGACUUGGAAACAUAUGAGAACAUCAGAAAUAGCGGUAAACAGGUAUGUCAAGAUCCGAGCAACAUUGAAUGUGGAUCAACAGUUGACACUAGGAAAAACUUCAAUGACUUUGUGAGUGAAACUGGCCAAGUUGUUACUUGUGAUCUGAAAAAUGGUUUAACAUGUCAACAAAAGGACCAGAUAAGUCCUCCACUGAAGUGCUUUAACUAUAGGAUCAGAGUACAAUGUUGUAAAAUGGUAGAUGAACCAUGUACAACUACUCCCGUCACUACUAAACUUAGUACUACAACUGAAGCGCCAACUACAUCCACAAUGUCUACAACAACACCAACUGAACCUACUACUACAACUGAAGUGACAACUACAACCACAAGAUCGACAACGCCACUAACUAAACCUUCUGCUACAACUGAAGCGACAACUACAACAACACCAAAGACUACAACAACCCCAACUGAAUCUACUGCUACAACUGAAGCGCCAACUACAUCCACAAUGUCUACAACACCACCUACUAAACCUACAACAACCCCAACUGAAUCUACUGCUACAACUGAAGCGCCAACUACAUCCACAAUGUCUACAACACCACCUACUAAACCUACAACAACACCAACUGAACCUACUACUACAACUGAAGUGCCAACUACAACCACAAUGUCCACAACACCACAUACUGUACCUACAACUACAACUGAAGUUCCAACUACAACCACAGAAUCUACAACACCAGUUCCAACCCAACAACAUCUAAAUCUACAACACCAACUGAACCUACUACUACUACUGAAGCCACAACUACAACAACACCAAAGACUACAACAACACCAACUGAAUCUACUGCUACAACUGAAGUGCCAACUACAUCCACAAUGUCUACAACACCACCUACUAAACCUACAACAACACCAACUGAAUCUACUACUACAACUGAGGUGCCAACUACAACCACAGAAUCUACAACAACACCAGUCACAGUAUCUACGACUCCUUCAACAACUACUCCUGCUCCCUGUAAUACUAAAAUGAAUAGAUGUGAGUGGUCAGAGUGGUAUGAUG